UCGUGCCCUGAUGACAGCUACACCGGAGCUUACCUGGACAGCUCGAGCGCGCGCGCACACGCACACACACACACAUACAGGCGAGUCACAAUCACUGCCGUUCAAGACUCCGAGGAGGUUUCUCAGCUUAGAGACAGAAAAAAGCAGGGUGUCCAGUUUUAUAAUGCUGUCCUCGAGUUUUUGAGCUCCGGGAUUGUUUUUCGUGUUGUUUUUGCAGCGAAAUGACGUGGCAGACGCAAUCUAUUGCGAAAAGGGAGAAGGAAUUAAGGGCAGUUUUGCUGGCGUUUAUGCUUUGCAUUACUUUUCAAGGUGCAAACUGCCAGCUGCAGGUUUCACCCCCUGGUCACACUCUGGUCAAUGCCAAGGCUGGCAGCAAUGUUACACUGACCGUGUCCUUCAGUGGAGCUGCUGACCCCGUGAUCAGAUGGUUCAUGGAUAAGUUACCUGUGGCCACCUGGACUGUUGGAGCCACCAGUCCGCCAGACAUAUCUGACGACCACGAAGAGGUGCUGAGGAUCGGGCCAGAUGGAUCCCUCACAUUUGUAAAUGUCCCACUUGGUUACAGCAACAACUACACCAUGGAAAUAACCAAGUCUGGAAUGGAUACAGCUAAUACAACUUUCACUCUAAAAGUGUAUGAAUCCAUCCAGAACGUCACUCUCAGCACCAUGCCUGAUUAUGCCUCGGAGGGAGCUGACAGGUUCACCCUGAAAUACUCCACGCUGCAAGGAGCGGCUGAGCAAUGGAUGUGGUUCUUCAAUGGCAUGGAGAUCAAGAGCGACUCCCACUACUCAGUGGAGGAAAAGAGCCUUGUGAUCAGUCGGCCAAAACGAAACGACACGGGACGAUACAAGUUGUUCCUGAAGAACCCUUUCAGCACUGCAACAGCUCACAAGAAUGUCACCGUGCUCUAUGGCCCGGAUGAACCUAUUCUCGAGGUCAGUCCAGCACAGCCUUUCUAUGCGUCUGGGGAAUCACUCAGCCUCUCCUGCCAGGCUGAUGGACUCCCAACGCCCUCUGCUGCAUGGACCUUUGGUGGUCAGACCCUUUCUGAUUCGCACAAUGGAGUCCUGAAUCUGACCAAUGCACAGGCCAGUCAGGGAGGCAUAUACAGCUGCACACUGCUCAAUGAAAAGACUGGAGCACGGCGUCAGAAGAACAUGACUGUUCUCAUUUAUGAGAGGCCCUUGGGGAACCCACAGUGCUCUGUGCAGUCAGUGAACAGUGACCUGCAGUACCAUUGUCAGUGGUUAGGGGGCACCCCAAUGGCCCAGCUCUCCUUCCCACAGCUGAAUACCACCAGCAGUGGGGCUGGGGACUUGAGCCUAACCGUGACUGCCUCAGAUGACCUCAAUGGGAAAACUGUUACGUGCAUUGCAGCCCACCCUCUCCUGCAGAAUAAUUGCACUGUUACUGCACGUGGUCCAGUGGAGUUCUUACCAAGUGUCAGAACCACAGUUGACUUGGAUGGCAAAAUAGUGGUCGCCAUACAGUGUGUCAGCGAGGCCUCACCGAAGGCUGUGGUGUCAUGGUCCAAAGGGGACGAAGUUAUAAGCAAUGGGACAAAAUACCAGAUCAGUGCUGACACCACGCAGCUGAGGAUUCGAGAUUUCAAUGUGAGCAGCUUUCUUAUCAAAAACUACACUUGCAUCUGCCGCAACCCGCUGGGCAGCCAGAGGAGGGACACUCAGCUACAAGGUCCAACCAUCUCAGAUUCCAGUCUGUUCCCUAAUCAAGAUGGAACCAUCAUCACGCUGACCUGGGAGGUCCCGCCCACCGCUGUUGUUACAGGUUUUGACAUCCAGAUGAAAGGACCAGAUCUCCGCAGUGUCAGUCGCAACAGCAGCCAAACUAAAAGCACCUCGAGCGGAUUCCGCUCCAUCCAGCGGAAACCCGGCUCUGCUCGGAGCGCAGAUGUUUCCGUCCUGGAUCCUGAAUUAACAUACAGGUUUCGGAUCAUCGCCAGAGCUGGUAUGACUGAAGGAGACCCAUCCGAGGUUCACAGAAUUGGACCAGGUGAUGGACUGAGCGGCCCGGCCAUUGCUGGCAUUGCAGCUGGAAUUCCCUGCAGCCUUCUGUUCCUCUUCCUGCUCCUUGGCCUCAUCUACACCUGUGUUUAUUACUACAAGGACAAAAGCCCACAGGCAAGAUAUCCAGUGUCCAGAACAAUUGAAAAGGCAGUGGCAGCCCAAUCAGAUAUGACGCCUCAUAAUUUGCUGACAGGAGGGCUGAAGUCUCCCCCUGAUUACAACCGAUUGCAUCAGGCACCAUCUGAGAGAUCAGUGGCUCUCCCCACAUUUGUCCCGCCUCCGCCUGUGAGAGUUGCCACAACUGUCUAAAGGACAAAAAUGAUGUUUUACAUGUCGAUGUCUUGCAUAACAUGCUUUUUUUUUUUUUUAAAUAUAUUUUAAUGUAUUCUAUUUUAUAUAUUUAUCUCAUUGUCAUUUAAACUACACUCACACACUAUAACACUGGUGAUGAACACUAAUUGUGCAACCAUCCUCUGUAACAGUCAGAAACUUUUGAAUCUGUGUCAUUUUAUAACAAUAUUUAUUUUCAAUAAAUCAAAAUUUAAGUUUGUA
Molecule: messenger RNA, 2582 nt
Organism: Myripristis murdjan (pinecone soldierfish)
Lineage: Eukaryota; Metazoa; Chordata; Actinopteri; Holocentriformes; Holocentridae
Gene: vsig10l
Product: V-set and immunoglobulin domain containing 10 like
Exons: 12
Coding region: 222-2339 (705 amino acids)
Molecular function (GO): protein binding
Source: RefSeq, a predicted model, not a curated record